Molecule: messenger RNA, 2412 nt
Organism: Ascochyta rabiei
Lineage: Eukaryota; Fungi; Ascomycota; Dothideomycetes; Pleosporales; Didymellaceae
Exons: 2
Coding region: 1-2412 (803 amino acids)
Molecular function (GO): protein binding
Source: RefSeq, a predicted model, not a curated record
AUGACCACGUUCACUCGGCGCCGAGUAGGCUUGCCGUCGGCAGCGGGCAGCCCACUCGAAACCCUCCCGGAGGAGCUACUGCAGCUCAUCGCCGUCCACCUCUCCGUCCCCGACCUCAAAAGUACCGCUCUCGCCUCUCACAACCUACACCGCCACGCGUCCGACCUCCUCUGGCAGAAUGUAUGCUUGGUGGACAAGCAGACACUGCACUCGCACCAUGAAACGGACGCACCAUGGGCCGAGCGAGGAAGCGGCGAGACUGAUGAGCACGACGAUACUCCCAUCAUCGAGAAAUUGCAUCUCCUGGCUACGAAUCCCGCACUGGCCUCGAAGGUUCAGACCCUCACACACCGCUGCCACCUGCCCACGCCCAACAUAUUCGCCGAGCUGCCGCGCAUGCACUUCGAUGCCGACCAUCUUUCCACCCAUCCAAGGCUCCACAUGCUGCUCCGCCUGGCCAUCCGCAACCUGGUCAACGUGCACACGCUACGCAUCGUAUACGGACAUUGGCACUUGACGACCGCCCUUAUCUCGGGCUUCCUGGACCCGCAGCGACCGCGUAAGGUUCCACUCCGAAAGCUGUGGCUAGAGAGUUGUGCCUUCCAUGUGCGUCAUGUCCACUUCCCGCACUCGGCCCCCGUCACUGGGCUGGAGUCGAUCCGACUACGCCGUCUCCGAGCAGACACACGAACCGCGGGAAGCAGACAUGACAUGUCUUUCGGAGACAUGAAGCUUGCGCGAGGAGGUCACUACUAUCAGAUGCAUAACGGCGCAGGCGCUUGGCUCGGCACCACAGUCGUUUUCUCGCGCGAAGGCCUUCCAGAUCAGCUAGCGAUGCCUACGCCAGAAGAGCUGGCGGAGAAAGGAAGAAAAUUUGACGAUGCCAUUUGGGCAGAGCUUUCGCAUAUAGCAGAAUUUGUUGACGACCAUCCUAUCGACAUCGACCUAAGAGCCUCCUCUCCGAUCGUACAACCAAUGCAAUGGCUGUUUCAAUUCUCGCAGUCGACUUUGACCAGACUCGAUCUGGAUUGGAUCCUCUGGCGGCAACGGGAUCUCCAUGAUGCUCACGAUGGAUCGAGUGAAUUCCUGGUCAAUCUCUCCUACAUGAGGUUCCCCAAUCUAGUCGCUCUUCAGAUGCGUAAUGCUGUGCUGCCGCUUACUAAGCUACCCGAUGAUGUGUUCCUUCUGGAAGACACAUUUCUCGGCUUCCUCGAAGCACAUCCCAAAAUCAAGUGUCUUGCCUGGCCGCUUGACAAGUUCUACAGCCAUAGGAAACCCUCGAUUAACGUUCAGAGCAGCUGUCGAAAAUUGAUAGCCCAUUUGGCCAUGGUUUUGACUGACCUUCGCCUUGACACUUACUACGCAGGCAACGGAGAGCCCACGACAGACGACAAUAACACCACCGAGGCUACCCAGCAGCGCAUCCGGCGUAGGAGGUUCAUCGCUGAGUUCGCCCCACAUAUGCGCAGAAUCAAGCAGGUCAAGCUCGAAGGUGGCAUACCCCGAGACGAGAAACGUGAGAUCCUUCGUGCAUUACACUACUGUCCACUGGAGAAGGUUGUCUUCAUCGGCGUCUCCUUCCCCGUAGGUAACACAUGGGGCCACCAAGGUGCACGGCUCAAGCUACUUGACACCGGUCACGCCUCAGACUUCACUUAUGACCUCGAAGAAGAGGACAGCGACGGCAUGCUCCAAGCCUACAAACGCCGCCAAUACGUGCCCGAGGACUUCGUCUUUGAGCCUGAAUAUGGCUGGGGAGCUGAGGCACCUCUUCUGCAUACUCUGGCCCUGCACCAUGCGGACACAGUCCAAGAGCUCAAAAUCUGCGGUUACAACGGUUGCCCGAUUCUCUCGUACCUGACGCCAGACACGACACCCCUCUUGGCGCCGCUGAUGCAAUACCAGAACUUGCGCCAAAUUGUAGUAAGCUUCUGGCUGCUGACUUUCUUCGAGGGCUCCUAUAGGGAUAUGGAGAUUGUGCAAAGUUGGCUAGACACUCGUUCGCCUUCCAGCACCGCACUUGUCGUUGUCACGCCUCCGCGGAGCCCAGAGCGCGAACACCCCGUGGACGGCGCCAUGAUGCCAGCCCCCAACCCCGUUGCGCCGCGGCCACAAUUCAACCGUUGGGCUGUGGCGCUCAAAACGCGCUUCACACCUUCUGCGUUGGCGUAUCGGGUGGCCAGCGAUAUUGGCCCCUUCCUCAGCCCCGUCGCAAAGGCACGGCCAGGCGGCGUGAGAGUGAGAGCUAGCUUCUGUCUCGGAGCACGGGAAGCAAACCGAGUGGCAAACGACAUAUUCGAUCUGGAUAUGAGGAUCGGAAGAGACGAUGCCGUGUUGGAGUUUGUAGGACCAAGGGAGGAAGGCGAGAAAGGGAGAUGGUGGUCGAAGAUGGAGGGGAGGCAGUGGUUCUGA